UACAAGAACCAAGGCGCGCUUGCAAUCUACCCGCGCUCGAUUUCCUACUCCUCCAACAUCUGUUCCCAAUCACCACGACGCGGGCGCCAAAGAAUGGCCAUCAUCUCAACGCCGUCGUCCCAGUCCGGUGAACCGGCGGCAAAGCCGACGGUGGUCUUGGUGGCCCUAUGGGGCGUGAGCCACUUUGCGCCCAUGGUCGAGGCCGGCAAGCGCCUGCUCGACCUCAGCGGCCGCUCCCUCACCGUCAACGUCGUCCUGGUGCCGUCGCCGACGGGGAAGUGGGAGGACGCGAUCUUCGAGCGCAUACGCCGGGAGGAGGCCAGCGGGCAGGGCAUCCGCUUCCACCACCCCGCCGCCGUCGAGCCCCCCACCGACCACACCGGCAUCGAGGAGUUCGUCUCCCGCUACGUGCAGCUGUACGUGGCCGACCUCAAGGCGAUCGUCUCCGGCCUCGCGUGCCCGGUCGCCGCGGUCGUCGUCGACAUCUUCUGCACGACGCUGCUCGACGCGCCCCUGGAGCUUGGCGUGCCGGCCUACGUCUUCCUCACCUGCGGCGCCGCCAUGGCCGCAGUCCUGCUGCGCUCCCCGUCGCUCGACGAGGAGGUGGCCGCCGAGGUCGAGUUCCGGGAGCUGGAGGGUGGGGUGGACGUGCCUGGCCUCCCGCCGGUGCCGGCGACGAACCUCCCGUCGGGACUGGACAAUAGGAAGAUCCGGACGUACAAGUGGUUCCUGUACAAUGGAAGGCGCUACCUGGAAACCAACGGCAUCCUCAUCAACACCAUCGCCGAGCUCGAGGAAAGCGUUCUCGCUGCCAUCACCGACGGGAGGUGCACGCGCGGCAUCCCCACCCCGCCGGUGUACACCAUCGGCCCGGUGGUCGCCAUUGCCCCGCCCUCCGAGGAGAAGGACGAGUGCGUGCGGUGGCUCGAUUCGCAGCCAGCAGCCUCCGUGUUGUUCCUGUGCUUCGGAGGCGGCGGGGGAUACUUCAGCGUGCCCCAGGUGCACGAGAUAGCACAGGGCCUGGAGCGCAGCGGGCACCACUUCCUCUGGGUGCUGCGCGGGCAGCCGGAGCCCGGCAUGAAGGUGCCCACGGACGCGAACCUCGCCGAGCUGCUCCCCGAUGGCUUCCUCGAGAGGACCAAGGGCAGGGGCCUGGUGUGGCCCACGAGGGCGCCGCAGAAGGAGAUACUGGCGCACGCCGCCGUGGGGGGCUUCGUCACGCACUGCGGCUGGAACUCGUCCGUCGAGAGCUUGUGGUUCGGCGUGCCGACGCUGCCGUGGCCGCAAGCCGCCGAGCAGCACUUGAACGCGUUCGUGCUGGUGGCCGAGAUGGGCGUCGCAGUGGGGAUGAAGGUGGACAAGGAGAGGAGAAACUUCGUGGAGGCGGCCGAGCUGGAGCGAGCGGUGAAGGCUCUCAUGGGUGACGGCGAGGUGGCGAGGAAGAUUAGGGAAAAGUCCGCGGAGAUGAAGGCCGUGUGCCGCAAGGCCGUUGAGGAGGGCGGAUCGUCGGUCGUCUCGCUGCAGAGGCUGUAUGAUGCGCUCAUCCAAGGCGCGGUGGAACCAAAAGUGUGAUGCCACGGUGCCGGUGCUUCGGAAUUAUGUGUCUGAGUGUUGUGCUUCGUUCUUCGAUGGGUCUCGGAGCUUACGUUGAUUUAAGGAAAAGCUAUAGCUCACUCAAUUUUUUCCCGUCCGAUCGUUGUUUGAUGGUUGUGGCGGCGUAUUUAUCUUGUUCCUACAAUUGUAGAUCUCAUCAAAAAAUACAAUUGUUAUAUAAAAUUUAUCUCCAUUCGAACACAAAUGCAAAA
Molecule: messenger RNA, 1805 nt
Organism: Setaria italica (foxtail millet)
Lineage: Eukaryota; Viridiplantae; Streptophyta; Magnoliopsida; Poales; Poaceae
Product: anthocyanidin 3-O-glucosyltransferase 2
Exons: 1
Coding region: 94-1572 (492 amino acids)
Molecular function (GO): UDP-glycosyltransferase activity
Source: RefSeq, a predicted model, not a curated record